AUGUCUCGCCUGUUCAGGGAGAAGGGAGGCCAAGGGGACUCCACGAGGGCGACCAAUGGGAGCUCCCUGCCUUCCGCCUCUGAGGAUCUCCCCUCUCCUUUUGGGGAAUUGGGCUGCAGCCUGUCCACGGCGGAGCUCCGGGAGACUGCAUACGAGAUCUUCGUCGCCGUCAGCCGGACCACCGGCGGUAAGCCCCUCACCUACAUUUCGCAAGCCGACAGGUCUCCCGCCGGAGGAACGCCGGAGAAGUCGCUGUCGCCGUCUCUGUCGACGGUAUCCCCGUCGUCGGCCUCGCCGUCGCUGCAGAGGACUCUGACCGCCACGGCGGCCAGCAAGAUGAAGAAGGCUCUGGGGCUGAAGUCCAAGAAGAGCCCGGGGAAGGAGAGCAGCCCGUCGAAGCCGCCGAAGAAGCCACUGACGGUGGGCGAGCUUGUAAGAGUCCAGCUGGGAGUCUCCGAGCAGAUGGACGCCCGGAUCCGGCGGGGUUUGCUCAGGGUUUCAGCAGGACAGGUAAAGCUGGAUCUAUCUUUUUUUCUCUCCCCUCGUUUGUGAGAUCUGCGCGUGAUUCGUCGGUGGGGUGCUCUCUGAGUUGUCGCAUCGGAUUCUUGUCGGUGAUGUGCCCGGUGCAUGCAGUAGCCGCGUUGUUUCUUCCCUAACUGCAAUCGAACCCAGAACCUUUUGAUGAUUCUCUCUGCCAGAAUUUCUCGCGACCGGAAUUGCACCUCUCUUUCUAUGAUCACUUCUCGUCAACGGCACGCUAUGCCAUCUAUAUUUGCUUUCACUCGUGCCCAUAGAAUCCUUUGCCUUCCGCUGAAGCGGACGGUUCCUUCUUGCCAUUUCAUUCUUUUUUUCGCCGUGGUUGGCGUAGGAAGCUCGAAAAUGAUUUGCCUUGUCCUGUAAAAACCAGUUCUUGAACUCCCUCAUUCUUUGAGAAUUUUUCUGGUCGAACUUCAGGCGGUUAUCAGUUGACUUUGAUGAUCAUGUUUGAACUGAGUUGCUGAAUCCCUCACCAUUGGAUUAAUGCAGUCCACGAACCUCAUUUUUUAUAUUUAGAGCUGUAUUUUUAUAUCGGAUUAAUGCAAGCUAUCAUUGGGACCUCCGAUUUUUCAUCUUCUUUCUAAAUAAGAUUGACAUUCAUCCGGAUGUUACAGUGAGCUAUGGAAUCACUGACGCUGAGCUAUGGAAUCAUCUUCUUCUUACAGUUGGGGAGGCGUGUGGAGUCCAUGGUGUUGCCACUAGAGCUACUGCAACAGUUCAAGGCUUCAGAUUUCCCAGACCAGGAGGAGUACACGUCCUGGCAAGCAAGAAAUUUAAAGGUCCUUGAUAUGGGUUUGCUCCUUCAUCCCCAUGUUAAACUAAGCAGAUCGGAUACUGCGUCUCAACGGCUCCGGCAGAUCAUAAAUGGAGCUUAUGAACGACCCUUAGAGACCGGAAAGAACUCAGAGUCAAUGCAGGUGUUACGCAGUGCUGUGAUGGCACUAGCUGGUAGAUCUUCUGAUGGAUCUAUCUCUGAUAAAUGCCAUUGGGCAGAUGGGAUUCCCCUAAAUCUUUACUUGUACCAGAUUCUAUUGGAAGCGUGUUUUGAUCGUGAAGAAGGGUCGAUCAUUGAAGAAGUUGAUGAGGUCUUGGAUCUUAUUAAAAAGACUUGGUCUAUCCUUGGAAUCGAUCAGGUUUUGCACAAUCUCUGCUUCACAUGGGCGUUGUUCCACCAUUUUGUUAUCACGGGCCAAGUGGACACGGAUUUACUAUUUGCAGCUGAUAACCAGUUAGCAGAGGUCGCAAAGGAUGUUAAAACAAACAAGGAUCCCAUAUACUCCAAGAUCUUGAGUUCGACUUUGAGUUCAAUAAUGAAUUGGGCUGAACAGCGGCUUCUUGCUUAUCACGAUACCUUUCAUGCUGGCAAUAUGGAUUCAAUGUAUAGUAUUGUUUCUUUGGGAGUAGCAGCUGCGAAGAUACUGGUGGAAGACAUUUCCCAUGAAUAUCGUCGUAAAAGGAAAGAGGAAGUUGAUGUUGCUCGCAGCAGAGUCGAUGCCUACAUUAGAUCCUCACUUCGUACAGCUUUUGCGCAGGCAAGUCUGAAAGAAAUAUGGGGAUAUAAUUGCAUUCAUUUUGCAAAAAAAAAUAUUUAUUUAGAGUAUAUACACGAAAAUUUUCUUCAACAUUGUUGUUUAUCUUUGUGCUGAUCUCUCUAUUCCCUACCAUUCGGCUAUUUUGGAUGAAAUUUCAUGAUUACUUCUGGAUGUGGGGUAAGUUUGGAUGCUGGGGUUGAGCCAGGAAAUGGAUUUUCCUUUGCUAAAUUUCCACUCGUGAAAAACUAUGGGGAAAAUUUUUAAUAUUUAAUUUUUCCUUCUCGAGUAUACAUAGAAUUGUUGCUUGCAUUGGAGUAAAAUAGACCUCGCCGUAUGUAGAAUGAUCUAUCAACAUUGUCAAAGUAAUCCUUCUUUCAGCCAAUUUAGCUACUUCGUACAGCUUUUGUACAGGCAAGUCUAAAAAAAAUGUGGGGAUGUGAUCGUAUUCUCUUAGAAGUUUUGUAGAUACCUACAAUGGAACUGUUCUGAAGAACACCAAGUUCCUAAGAAAAUAGAAGAGACAAUGUUGUGAUGGACAAUGAUUCGUAGAUAAUACCUCCUCUUUCCUAAUCGGUAUCCUGUUGGUUCAUCAGCUAACAUAAAGUGUUCACAACCUUUACGGUGCUCAGCCUUUUAUUUAUUUUUGACCAACUCAAAGAAGGGGAGAUUAAAGUUGGCGUCUUGCUUAUGUGCCUUGUGAUGUUUAACUGCAUCAUUGAAUUUGCUAAGUUUGUUCUUGUUUUUCUUCUCGCAGAGAAUGGAGCAAGCAGACUCCAAUAGACGAUCCAUGAAGAACCAUGCAAGUCCAUCUCAACCACUUCUUUGCAUCCUUGCAAAGGACAUUGGCGAUUUAGCAAGCAAGGAGAAAGAUCUAUUCACCCCGAUACUGAAGAAAUGGCACCCCCUUGCUGCUGGUGUUGCUGUCGCAACUCUCCAUGCAUGCUAUGCAAACGAACUGAGGCAGUUCAUCUCAGGUGUCGCUGAGCUGACGCCUGACUCUGUUCAGGUUUUAAAAGCCGCGGACAAGCUGGAGAAAGAUCUUGUGCAAAUAGCCGUGGAAGAUUCAGUUGAAAGCGAGGAUGGUGGUAAGGCAAUAAUCCGUGAGAUGCCACCUUUUGAGGCUGAAUCUGCGAUCGCCAAUCUCACAAGAACUUGGAUUAAAACUCGGGUGGACAGGCUCAGGGAAUGGAUAGAUAGAAACGCACAGAAAGAGGUUUGUUUCUCAAGUUUAUGCCAGCUACUUCCGAUUGGGGUCUUCUAUUCCUGCUGAAUAGUAUAUUUUGUCACUCAUGGGAAAUAUGUGAGGCUGUAUUCAUUAAAUGCCUCCUUUUUUUCAGCUCUAUGUUUCUUCUAAUACUUCCAAAUUAGGAUUUGCGGUGUGAAAAUUGAUUGAGCUGAUGUCCAUGCUAAGAAGUGCCAUUAGUUAUAAACGUGUUGGUCUUCUCCUGUUAAGGUUUUGCAUCCACAUGAUGAUUAGAAUAAAUCAGCCCACAGUUUGUAGGCCUAUCAGGACAUCCAUUUUGAUUAUUUUCCCCAUAUGAGCAUGAAAUAUGCUCUCUCCGGACUUACCAGAAUUUUAGGUGUUAUAUGGGAUUGACUUUAUGAAUGUACUCUACUCUUUGUGAUUACCAAGGGAAAACCAUGGCUUUCUAUUCAAUUUGAGCGCCACGGUUUGGUGUAGCUGUAACAUGGUUUAGCCUGACUACUCAAUGCGUUGUCUUGCAUCACCAUUCGUUCAUCCUCUUGUAAUUCAUCCAUGGCUUAGCCAUAUGGAGUGUACUGGAUGGGCAAUGCAAGAACCAUCAUCAUCAUCAUCAUCAUCAUCAAGCCUUAUUUCAUGUACAUGGGCUCGGCUUGUCCUGGUCUAAUCAAGGAUCCACAGGAAUUUCUUGCAUCUUGCUGCCUUCUUGAGAUCAAAUCUCUACAACCUAGAGCUGGAAAUAUGGCUAUACCUGACCUGAACAGGAGAUGUACUGCCAGAAGGGCAAUGAGGAGUGUUGGCUGGCACAAAGCUAUCUUUUUGGCUAGAAAACUAGCUUGAGAGAGAACAAAAUAUACAUAUCACGUAUCUCCCUGUUGUCUGCAACUGUUGUAGAUAUGCCCAUGCCCUGCAGAACAUAAAUAAAAUAGCAUUAGCUUUCCUAAUGUCUUCGUGCAAAGUGCGAAAUUUAAGUAUUCGAACGCCAUCCCUGAGGUAGAUCGAAGAUGAGUUUGCUGUAUCAUAACCUAUAUCUUCUUUUUUAGUGGGAACCCUUCUUUUUUUGCACGACAAUGACAUCUACCGUUUGCAUCAACAAAUGCGUGGCUAUGAACAGUGACUGUUUGAAUGUUCAUCAUUGAGAGUCUGUGAUCUGUCGAAGAAAAAAAAUAAUCUCCCUGAGCGGGCCGCCAUCGUGUUCUAAUUGGCUGCAUUUCUCUGGUGUCUGUAGGAGUGGAAGCCAGGGGCGAACAAAGAGAACAUUGCCCCCUCUGUGGUGGAGGUCCUACGGCUGCUAGAUGAGAACUUGGAUGCUUUCUUUCAGCUGCCAAUUCCCAUGCACCCUGCCUUGCUUCCUGACUUGCUCUCGGGGCUUGAUAAAAGCCUCCAUCACUACAUAUCGAAGGCAAGGUCCGGAUGUGGUAAGUCAUGGCGUCAGCAAAGGUCCUUCUGGCGGCGUCCUUCCUCGGAGAAGUACCUAACUACGUAUUUAUUUCUUCAGGGACGAGGAACAGCUUCAUGCCUGCACUGCCAGCACUAACCAGAUGCACAAUUGACGCGAAAUUGUGGAAGAAGAAGGAAAAGCCCCAAAACCCACAGAGGAGAUCUCAGGUGGGAACGAUGAAUGGCAACGAUUCACUCAGCCUGGCGCGGCUGUGUGUCCGCAUGAACACCCUGCACCAUAUACGAACAGAGUUGGAAAACCUUGAAAGGAAAGUGAUCACCUGCUUGAGGAACGUCGAAUCAGCGCAGGCAGAUGUCUUAAAUGGUCUGGAGAUUAAGUUUGAGCUCUGCCUGGCCGGCUGCCAAGAAGGGAUCCAGCAUCUCUGUGAGGUCACGGCCUACAAGACUGCCUUCCGUGAUCUUAGCCAUGUCUUGUGGGAUGGCUUGUACGUCGGAGAGCCGACGGCUUCAAGGAUCGAGCCGGUGCUGAAGGAGCUGAAUCAGACUCUGGAGCUUAUAUCAAGCACGGUGCACGACAAGCUGCGGAAUCGCGUGGUGACCGCGCUGAUGAAGGCCACAUUCGACGCGUUUCUUCUGGUUCUCCUUGCAGGCGGGCCAUCUCGGGCGUUUUCUUCUCAGGAUUCUCAGGUAUUUGAGCAUGAUUUCAGAUCUCUCAAGGAUCUGUACCUUGCUGAUGGUGAUGGGUUGCCGGAAGAACUGGUCGAGAAAGCUGCAAUGCAAGUGAGGGCCAUGCUGCCCCUCUUCCGCGCUGACACAGAGAACCUGAUCGACCGAUUCAGGCGCACAAUGGCAGAAAGCUAUGGCCCCGUGUCGAAGUCUAAGUUCCCGCUGCCCCCCACUUCGGGCCAUUGGAGCCCGACAGAACCCAACACCAUCUUGCGCGUUCUGUGCUACAGGAACGACGAAGUUGCCUCGAGAUAUCUCAAGAAAACUUACGGCCUCCCCAAGAAGCUAUGA
Messenger RNA from Spirodela intermedia, 5688 nucleotides. Lineage: Eukaryota; Viridiplantae; Streptophyta; Magnoliopsida; Alismatales; Araceae. The record is from the annotation of a GenBank genome assembly.